This is a messenger RNA of Adineta steineri, 4128 nucleotides long. The record is from the annotation of a GenBank genome assembly. NCBI's taxonomy places the organism in Eukaryota, Metazoa, Rotifera, Eurotatoria, Adinetida, Adinetidae.
AUGACGAACAAGUUGAACGAUUGUGUUCAAGUUAAUCUAAGAAUUACUACCAAUAGUAAUCAAGGUGGCCGAAAAUAUAUGGAGGAUGCAUAUGCAAUUGCGCUUCAACGUUUAAAUCCUUCAGAUAAAGAAAGUCCGAUAUCAUUAGCAUAUUUUGGUAUAUUUGAUGGUCAUGGUGGUAAAGAAGCAGCUGAAUUUGCACGACAAAGUUUAUGUCAACAUAUACUUGAGCAAGAUGAAUUUUGGCCAACUACAUCGGAUGAAAGUCAAAAUGAUCAAUCAAUUUUAUCAGCUAUUCGAAAAGGUUUUCUUGCAUGUCAUAGUGAUAUGUGGAAUCAUGUAGGAAAAUGGACAAAAACAUCAUCUGGAUUACCGAGUACUUCGGGUUGUACAGCAAGUGUUGUUUUUGUUCGUGGAAAUAAAUUAUAUAUUGGUCAUGUAGGUGAUUCUGCUAUUGUUUUAGCUGAAGGUGAUACAUUAUAUAAAACAUGGUCAGCUAAUCGUUUGACACGUGAUCAUAAACCUGAAGAUCCACUUGAAUUAAAACGUAUACGUGAUAGUGGUGGAAAUGUUCUUUGUAAAGCUGGUGUUCAUCGUGUUGUUUGGAAUAGACAAAAAUCAACAACAAAUUCUUCUCAUCAAUAUCGUCAUAAACAUCAACAUUCAAUAACAACAACAACAAUGACAACAACAAAUGGAACAACAAUUGAAUAUGAACAAAUACCAUUUUUAGCUGUUUCAAGAGCUUUAGGUGAUUUAUGGAGUUUAAAUACAAAUACAAAUCUUUAUUCUGUUUCACCGGAACCAGAAUUAACUGUUAUUGAAAUUGAUUCAAAUAAACAUCGAUGUUUAAUAUUAGCUAGUGAUGGUUUAUGGAAUAUGAUAACACCAGAAGCAGCUGUAGAAAUUGUUCGAAAUUGUGAUAUUAAAACUGAAGAAAUGAUUCUUAAAUCUGAAGAUGAUGAUAAUCGACCAUUUCGUAAUCCAUCGCAUGAACUUGUACAAAAAGCUUUAACAUUAUGGCGUGAACGAAUGUUACGGUCGGAUAAUAUAACUUGUGUUACUGUUAUGCUUGAUCCACCUGGACCGCCAUUUAGUGACUGUAUUGUUAAAAAGAAAAAAGAACGACUUACAUAUUCUACGUCGUCAUCUACAGCAUCUGUUUGUUCAGAUGAUACUGUUGAAUUAGAUCAUUUAUCACCAAUGACUCCAGCAACAGUUAUAACAACACCUCAAAGACUUAAACCUGUUUUAGAACGGAAAGAACAUAUUUUAACACCGAUUUCAAAUGGUCCGACACCUGUGCGAACUCCAAAACGUCCGGUAUCUGAAGAUGCAUCUACAUUACUUGUUGAUACUCCACGUCGUAAAUUAAUAAAAACAAAACAACAGAAAGAGAAUGGCCGAACAUCUCCUUCAACAAAUUCAACUGCAACUGAAUCAGAAAUUAUAUCUUCCUCUUCUUCUUCUUCUUCAUCAUCAUCGUCUUUAUCUCUUCUUCAACCAGUAACAUCGACAAAUACUGAAGAAGAUAAUGAAGAAUUUGAGUCAUUUACCGAACAAACACCAUCGAAAAUAUCGAUGUUUAAUGAUGAUGACAAUAAUAAUGAUGAUGAUGAUGUUGAUAAGGAAGAUCUAAGUCGAAAAGUUGAAGAAUGCUUUCGUAAUAACAGUGAAAAAGCAGUCGAUGAUCAUUCUAUGCAAGUUGAUCAACCACCAGAAGAUUUCUCUAAUGAAAAACAAGAAGAAGAAAAAUCGGCUCGUUUCCAUCGAAUGCGUUCUGCUUCGAUAACAUUACCAAUAAAUAAUGAAAUGAAAUUAAAAAUAAAUUUAUCACGUCGACGACAAUCACAUAGCAGUAGUAGUAGUAGCACUCGAUCAUCAACUAUUUCUAUAUCAAAUUUUAUUAAAGAAAUCAAAAAAAUGGAUUUAUCUGAAAUUCGUAUACUUUUAUUAGGAGAUGAUAAUGUUGGUCGAACAUCAUUAAUUUAUUCUCUUGUUAGUGAAGAUGUUGUUCCAUCUUCAAUAAAUCUUACUGGUGAUUCAAUUCGCCCAACAACUGAUGAUAUAUCAAUUCCUCCAGAAGUAACACGAGCACGUGUACCAACUGUUAUAAUGGAUUAUUGUGGUCGUCAACCAAUGUCACCUGAUGAAAUCGAUGAUUUACUUUUACCAAUGGAAUGUCCAUCACCAAAUCCUCUUCUUCAACAAUCUCGUUCACUUCAUUCAUGUAUACGUCAAGCACAUGUUAUAUGUCUUGUGUAUGCAUUUGAUAGUCGAGAAUCUCGUGAUCGUUUAUUAACUGUUUGGCUUCCAUUAAUUGAUCGUAGUGCAACAACAAUACCAAUUAUACUUGUUGCUAACAAAUGUGAUUUAAUUGAUGAAAAUCUUCAUGAAAAAAAUGAUAUUAAUAAUGAAAAUCGUGAAUUUUUUCGUUUAACAAUGUCAAAAUAUUCUCGUAUUGAAGCAUGUAUUGAAACAUCAACACGAACAAUGAAAAAUAUCUCGGAAUUAUUUUAUUCAGCACAAAAAUGUGUUCUUUAUCCAAUAAAUUAUUUACAAGAACAAAAUAAAUUAACAAAACGUUUUAAACAAUGUUUAAAAAGAAUAUUUACAAUAGCUGAUCAAGAUAAUGAUCAAUUAUUAAAUGAUCAUGAAUUAACAACUUUACAAGAUUAUUGUUUUGGUAAAAUUCAAACAAAUGAUGAAAAAACAACCAUUGAACAAUUAAAAAAAGAAAUUAAACGAAGAACAAUUCAUGGGAUUAAAAUUACGAGUGAAAAUCGAGGUGUUAUUACAAGUGCAUUAACUUAUCAAGGUUUCGAAUGUUUAUUUGAAUUAUAUUUAAAUAAAGGAAAAUAUGAAACGAUUUAUACAACAUUAGAAAGAUUUAAUUACAAUCGAAAACUGGAAUUAUGUCUACCAAAUCCUCCUGAAGAUCUUACCGGUGAAUUAUCUCCAUCAGCAAUCGAUUAUUUAACACGAUUAUUUCAUCGUUUCGAUAGUGAUGGUGAUUUAUGUCUUACACUCAAUGAAGUAAAUCAAUUAUUUGAAUCAUUAAUUGAUAUAAUACCACCAAUGCAUUCAUCAUUAACUAAUAUAAAACAUUGCAUCUAUUUACGUUUAUCUAUAUCCUCAACAAAAUUACCAUUAUUAACAUUAUCGGGUUUUCUUGCUCAAUGGUUUUUUCUUGCUCAUACACAACCAUCAUUAACAUUUUCAUAUUUAUUUCAAUUAGGUUAUUCAUAUGCAAUAUCAAAUAUUGAUGAUACACGUUUACCAUCUCGUAUGACAUAUAUCUGUCAUGUUUAUGGUAUGCCUGAAUCUGGUAAAAGUUCAUUUUUAAAACGAUUUGUUUCAUCAACAAUUUAUCAAGUUCGACAUUCAUUUGAUUUAGCUGAAAAAUUACAUAAUAAAACCAAAGCAUUUUUUUCUUAUGAUUAUCAAACAAAAUCUUUAUAUAAACAAACAAAAUAUUAUGCUAUUGAUUUUGUACGUGUAUUAAAUGAAACCAAAUGUUUAAUACUUGAAGAAUGUCAUGCAAAUGAACUUGAUGAAAAAAUACUUUUUCCAAAUGCAAAUGUUAAUUGUUUUCUUAUUGAUCGUACACAUCCACGAGCAUUUUCGAAUGUAGCAACAAUUUAUCUUCAACAACAUGUUUAUCCACGUUUACCAUGUUUAUUUAUAUUAACAAAAGCUGAUCAACCAUCUGUUAAACAAGAUUAUCCAUUACCAAUUGAAUUUUUUUGUCGUCAACAUAAAAUUCCAUUACCAAUUGAUUAUUCAGCUAUAACAAUGGUAUCAAUAUUUACAAAUUCAAAAGAUAGUUCAAAUAUGCAAGUAACAACAAAUACUGAACAUAUGUCACAAUCAUGGUUUACAAGUUUAUUAUUUCGUUCACAAAAUAAUUCAACAAAAACUUUAGAACCAUAUUCACCACGUGGAGAUAAAACACGUCAUCAAGAUGAUAUUUAUGUUCGAUUAGGAUAUUUAUGUGUUUAUCCAAAAUUAAAUUAUUUUACAAAUUCAACAAAUGAUUUCUAUAAUACAGAUGCAUUAUUAAAAUAUUCGUUAUAUGCAAGUGUUGUUACUUUAGGACUUGUAACUGUUGCACGAAUGUUUCGAUAG